Messenger RNA from Ceratosolen solmsi marchali, 696 nucleotides. RefSeq names its product probable 5-hydroxyisourate hydrolase R09H10.3. The record is from RefSeq and is a predicted model, not a curated record. The transcript is spliced from 2 exons. Gene Ontology annotation, biological process: purine nucleobase metabolic process. Gene Ontology annotation, molecular function: hydroxyisourate hydrolase activity. The coding region runs from base 294 to 647 and encodes 117 amino acids. Lineage: Eukaryota; Metazoa; Arthropoda; Insecta; Hymenoptera; Agaonidae.
UAAGGAUGUACGAUCUUUUAAAAGCUGUAUAGUAUUAAAUGGAAAAUGUCUCUUGUAAUCAUAUUAAAGUAGCGUUUCAUAACCUUUAAUAUUCUGGUUGGCAGCUAUACAUAUAUCUAUCUUGUAUAUAUAUAUAAUUUAUCUUGGAAUUAUUAGUAUUCCAAACUCAUUAUUAAAGUGUGAUAAAGCAUUCCAACCUAAAACGCCUGCUUAUAAUAUUCGAAAUUGUAUUUAUAGUCAAACUGGAAAUAAUAAAAAUAGAAUAUUUUUAAUUUGUUAAUCAUAAUUUCAUUAUGAGUUCAUCAAAUUUCAAAAUAACAACACAUGUGUUGGAUACGAGUAAAGGACUUCCAGUGUGUAAUAUGUCGGUAAAGCUUUACAUAUUGAAAAAUGACAAUGAAUGGAUACUUGUGAGCGAAGGGAAAACGUUAAGUAGUGGUAGAUUUGAAAAUUUUAUUGACGAUUAUUUGGAAUUUACACCUGGUACAUAUAAAUUACACUUUCUUGUAAAACAAUAUUAUGACUCAAUCGAUUCGAAAACAUUAUAUCCAUUCAUUGAUGUAACUUUUGAUAUUGAUAAGGCAGGACACUAUCACAUACCUUUAUUAUUGAAUGCAUUUGGAUAUACAACGUACCGGGGAUCUUAACGUUAAAGCGAAAUUUUAGAUAAAUUAUUGACGAAAUUUAUGUCAAGCG